Messenger RNA from Prunus armeniaca (apricot), 3744 nucleotides. NCBI's taxonomy places the organism in Eukaryota, Viridiplantae, Streptophyta, Magnoliopsida, Rosales, Rosaceae. The record is from the annotation of a GenBank genome assembly.
AUGGCCGGAGCUUUGAUCGGAGAGGCCUUUAUCUCUACUUCCAUCAAGGUGUUGUGUGACAAAAUUGCUUCACGCGAGUUCAUUGAUUUAUUUCGGCAGAAGAAACUCGAUCAACCUCUCCUAAUGAAACUGAAGAGGACGCUGUUAACCUUGAACGUAGUGUUGGAUGAUGCAGAGGAGAAGCAAAUUGAGAAACCAGCUGUGAGAGAGUGGCUUGAUGAGCUCAAACAUGCAGUCUUUGACGCAGAGGACUUACUGAACGAGAUCAACUAUGAAGCUUUGCGAUGCAAGCUGGAAGGUGAAGGUCAAACCGAUAAUUUAACCAAUAAGGUGUGGAACUUCCUCCCUACUUCUCGUAAUAAAUUUUAUCAAAGCAUGAAUGCUAAGGUACAAGAGUUAUUACGAAAACUAGAAGACUUUGUACAACUGAAAAGUGCUCUUGGUUUGACAGAAGUUGUUGUGAGGAAGGUUUCACAAAGAACUCCGACAACUUCCUUGGUUCAUGAACCUUGUGUAUAUGGUAGAGAUGAAGUCAAAGAAAAUUUAUUAAAAGUCCUGUUAUCUGAUGAUGCAAGCAAGGAUGAUGUGUCUGUCAUCACCAUUGUUGGAAUGGGCGGGGUUGGCAAGACAACCCUUGCUCGACUGCUUUACAAUGAUGAUAAAGUGAAAGAAAAUUUUACACUUAAAGCUUGGGUUUGUGUUUCAGAAGACUAUGAUGCUAUCAGGGUAACUAAAACUCUUUUUGACUCAGUUACUUCAAAACCUUGUAAUACGACAGAUCUGAAUUUGCUUCAAGUUAAACUAAGAGAACAACUGAGGGGGAAGAAAUUUUUAUUUGUGUUGGAUGACCUUUGGAAUGAGAAAUAUACUGAUUGGAACUGCCUCCAAACUCCUUUUACUUCAGGGGCAAGGGGAAGUAAAGUCCUUGUAACAACACAGAACAAAAAUGUAGCAUCUUUUAUGCAAAACGUUCCUAUUCAAACCUUGGAACCAUUGUCGCAUGAAGAUUGCUGGUUAUUACUUGAGAAACAUGCGUUUGGAAAUGUAAACUGUAGUGCACAUCCAAGCUUGGAAGAAAUCGGCAAGAAAAUUGCACGCAAGUGCAAUGGGUUGCCUUUAGCUGCACAAACACUUGGCGGUGCGUUACGUUCCAAGCUAGACUUUGAGGUAUGGAACAAAGUACUAAACAGUAGCAUUUGGGAGUUACCUUACCAGAAAAGUGACAUUCUUCCUGCUCUAGGAUUGAGUUAUUAUUAUCUUCCAGCUAAAUUAAAACGAUGCUUUGUUUAUUGUUCAAUUUUGCCGAAGGACUAUGAAUUCAAGGUAGAAGAUGUUGUUUUUCUUUGGAUGGGAGAAGGUUUAAUUCCCCAAGCUGAGAAUGGGGAAAUAAUGGAAGAGAUGGCUAAGGAAUAUUUUGAUGAACUGUUAUCCCGAUCAUUGUUUCAAAUGUCAGGGAAGUCAAGUUUCACUAUGCAUGAUCUCAUACAUGACUUGGCCGUGUUCAUGUCUAAAGGAUUUUGUUCCAAGUGGGAAGGGAGGGAAUCACAUGAAGUGGAAAAAGUUCGCCAUUUGUCAUAUGCAAGGGGAAAAUUUGAUGAUGCUCUUAAAUUUGGGCCAUUAAAGGGGGCUAAGUGUUUGCGGACCUUCCUACCUCACUCUUUAAAUCCAUAUUACUCUUGCGAAGAGUAUUAUCUAAGUAAAAAGGUUCUACAAGAUUUGUUGCCAUCACUCAGAUGUUUACGGGUGUUAUCAUUGUCACAUUAUUGGAAUGUCACUCAGUUACAUGAUUCUAUUAAAAAUCUCAUUCAGUUGCGUUAUUUGGAUCUCUCUGGUACUGCAAUUGAAAGGUUACCUGGUGUACUUUGCAGUUUGUACAAUUUGCAGACAUUACUACUGUCAAAUUGUUCCUCUCUCGUUGAAUUACCUGCAGACUUGAGAAAAUUGGUAAAUUUACAGAAAUUAAUGCUGGGAGGUUGUGCGUCUCUUGCUAAAUUGCCUGUAGACAUGUGGGAAUUAAUUAGUUUGCGUCAUCUUGAUAUUAGUGGAACUACAAUUGCAGAGAUGCCAGCGCAAAUGAGUAGACUAAAGAGUUUGAGAACGUUGACCGCUUUUUUCGUGGGGAAAUCUUCUGGGUCAACCAUUGGAGAAUUGGGGGAGCUUACGCAUCUUCGAGGAAAACUUUCAAUUCUAAAGCUGCAAAAUGUAGUUGAUGCUAAGGAUGCCGUGCAAGCCAAUUUGAAGAAUAAGAAGGAUCUCAAGGAGUUAGAGUUGGCAUGGGGUGAUGAAGACUCGAAUGAUUCUGAAAAAGUUAGACAUGUACUUGACAAGCUCCAGCCUUCAAUUAGUUUGGAGAAACUGACCAUCAAAUUUUAUGGUGGAACCAACUUCCCGAAUUGGUUAGGAGACUCAUCCUUCUCCAACAUACAAAUCAUGCAUCUCAGCGAUUGUCCUUAUUGUUGGUCACUGCCACCAGUUGGAGGGUUACCUGCUCUCAAAGAGCUCCGCGUAGAAAGGAUGAAAUUUGUCAAGACAAUUGGUGUUGAGUUUUAUGGCAGAAAUGAAGCGUCUCUAAUUCAGCCAUUUCAGUCACUGGAGAAGCUGGAGUUUGAGGAGAUGGCAGAGUGGGAGGAAUGGGUACCAAGUGCAAGUGGAGGUGAACAUGGUCCAGACUUUCCUCGUCUCCAAGUGUUGAUUCUAAAUGAGUGUCCGAAGCUGAGAGGAAGUUUGCCUUGUGAUCUGCCUUGCUUGAAGAAACUUAGCGUGUAUGGGUGUGCGGAGUUACAUGAUCAAAGGGCAACUUCUACUACUGGUACCAGUCUUAACAUGAACUCCUACAAAUCUCUUCAAGAAUUGAAAAUUAAAUUAGAUUAUGGAUGCCAAACAGAUGUGUCAUUACAAGAGGCAAAGUUAUUGUCCGUGCUUGACGUUGGAAAUUUUGAUGACAUACCGUGCUUGCCCAACACCAAUCGUCUUCAACGUUUGUGUGUUUGGAAUUGUCCAACCCUAUCGUCGUUCCCCAAAGAUGGCCUACCCACUUCGUUGACAUCAGUUUCUCUAUGGAAUUGUAGGAGAUUAGAAUUCCUACCUCAUGAGAUGUUGGCCAAAUUGACAUCGCUUGACUUUUUGUGGAUAGAGAAUAGCUAUGAUUCAAUGAGUCAUCUCAAUACCUUGUCUAUCUCAGGCUGUCCAAAUCUGGUGUGUUUUCCCCAGCGAGGAUUGCCCACUCCCAACCUGAUUUUAUUGGAAGUUGGUGAAUGCGAGAAGUUGAAGUUAUUACCUGAACGUAUUCACACCCUCACAGCCCUUCGAGAUUUGAGGAUAACCAAUCUUCCAAAUCUGGAGUCAGUUGCAGAAGAUGGGGGUUUGCCUCCCAACCUCCAAUAUUUUGGCAUUGAGAAUUGUGAGAGACUGAGGCCUUCAUCAGUGGGAGUGUACUGGGGUUUGCAAGGACUUGUCUCCCUUGAAAAUUUACAAUCGGUGGCAAGGGAAGUCACGAAAUCUUGGAGACCUUGCUCAAGCAACAGCUGCUCCCUACCACUCUUCAACGCCUCCAGAUCAGUGAACUUUCAAGACAACAUACCUUCUCCUGGAGGAGAGCAUCGUUCUCUUGGAGAGCUUUUCAUUUGCAAGGUUCCUUUAUGUGUCGUCAUGUCCAGACGAGAGGAGAAACAAAAGGUCCUCAUGGCUGGAAUAUCUCAAUUGACACAUUCCUACAGACAGACAUCGAAUGUACAACAUUGUUAG